Salpingoeca rosetta is the source of this 618-nucleotide messenger RNA. RefSeq lists its product as uncharacterized. The transcript is spliced from 3 exons. Bases 1 to 618 code for a protein of 205 amino acids. NCBI's taxonomy places the organism in Eukaryota, Choanoflagellata, Craspedida, Salpingoecidae. The record is from RefSeq and is a predicted model, not a curated record.
AUGGGGGUGGUGGUUGCGAUCCACGGGCCCACAUGCAGUGGCAAGACAAGGCUUGCACAGGCCCUGCAGCGACGGCUGGUGCAGCGUCAAGAGCAGCAGCAACAGGAAGGCAGCAGGGCGAAUAAGGAACGAGCAGCCUGCGUCAUCGUGCAUCAGGAUGACUUUUACAAGCAAAACGUUGAUGCAAUCUCACGCAUCACCGUAAACGGACAAGCCUGCCAUGAUUGGGACAGCCCAGCUGCUCUUCUCGUGGACACACUGGUUGAGCACAUCCAACGCCUGUCUUCCCACCCAUUCGUGUGCGAAGAGCGCCGCAAACAGCGCACAUACGAAGGCACGCCAGAGAUGCCCGGGUACUUUGCUCAGCACGCCUUCCCUGCAUCAGAACGCAUGAAGUGGGGCCUGGUGCACGCGCGCCUCGCAGCCCAAGAGCAGGCAUGUCACGUCAGCAGGAACCGCAUCAACAACGUGGAGGACGCCGGCGUGGGUCGUGGCCACCCUGCACCCUCGCAGGAUGCCGCCUUGGCCAGGGCUCGGGUGUUUCUUGUGCCAUCCCCUGUUCGCACCUCGACAGAGCUGUCCUUGUGUCGCGCGAUCCAAGAGUCACCAUGCCAGUGA